Molecule: messenger RNA, 282 nt
Organism: Miscanthus lutarioriparius
Lineage: Eukaryota; Viridiplantae; Streptophyta; Magnoliopsida; Poales; Poaceae
Source: the annotation of a GenBank genome assembly
AUGGCGCUUCUCCAGGAGGCCCAGCGAGGACGGGACCUCCGAUGCUAUGGAAGCCCAUGCCAUCGCCCCGAGAGAGAGAAGAAGCCAGAGAUCCAUGGGGACAACAGGUUCAGCAUCCCGCGGUGCAUCGAGGUGAUGAGCGCCAUGGCGGAGCUGUCGCCGGUCGAGAAGUCGCUGGCGCCCGACGUCUUCUUGGACGCGAGCAACCGGGAGAUUUUCCUCUCGCUGAGUGUAGAUAUUAGGCCAAUGUGGCUGAGGCGUAAGAUGAAGAGCCUUGUCUAG